GUUUAAAGUACAGCUCUUACUCUAGAUGGAAUGGGCCUUGUGUGAAGGAAGUGAAAAAUGUAAGUAUUAGGUGUCGUAUAUGUAAUAGUGGGGGAGGGGGCUGCGGGCAUUCUCCCCCAGAACAUUUUCGACGUAUUUUUCAACCCCCUAGGACUGCAUUUCGUGCGCUUUCUGAAACAGAUUUUAGGAUAUACAGCGUUACAUUAUGCUGUAGAUAGAUUGAAUUUCAGUUAAGUACUUGCAUGGUAUGUUUAUGUAAAUACCCCAACUCGGUCACUAACUUGUUUAGCCUAGCCUUCCAACAACUCAAAUCUAUAGGGUUUGGGAUGUGCUAUCCACUGGAAAAUCUUUAAAAUCUAAGGUACAGUAUAUUAGAGAGUUUUAAAAGCUUUGCGUCAUAUGUCAAGCGGCAAACGCCAGGCAAAGAAAAUUUUUACGGUAUCAGGCAAUAAAGAGCAAAUGAACUUGCUGUUUUAAAACUGAAAUACAUAAUUAUUCUUUCGACGCAAGAAAGAAAAUAUGAAACGAAAACGUUCAACGAAAAUUUCGCCAAGAAAGUUCAAACCUGCCGUUUGCCGUUCCCAGAAACGUGAAGCUUAAACUCCCUAUUUACACACAGUGUUUAGCAUUUAACGGCUAACACUUACUAACACACCAUUCGCAGGGAGAACACUCACUGGGCCUUAGAUACACGACAUAUGACGUUAUUUUUUUCUCGAUUUUCCUCCUUUCAGAUAACAGGUUGUCAGGAGUUUGAUGUCAGGGAGUCAUUUAAGCGGAACAGGAUAUACUACUUUCAAUCGUGGCGGUCCUAUUUCCUACAUAUUAAAACUACUUUUACUGAAACCUUGACAGGAGUGAAAAGAGAAAACGAGGCUGAAACACCCCGUAUGAAACAACACUCUAAAACUAUGUCAUUUGUUGGAUUAGAUGAAAAAUUCAAACCUGGAUUUCCCUUCAAAUUUAAAGUAAGUUAAUUAGGUAUUUUAUGUAUAAUGUCAGACAUUCACCAACCCUGUAUGGAUAAAGGUCAGGUAUGUCGCAAUCUGGCAUCCUUAUAGCAACUAACCGUGGCUAUGAGGUAAGCCUUAGGAUAUCGGUCGGUCACGGACAUUGACCGACCCCAUUCGUGAAAUUGUUCGACGUAAAGAGGAAGUCACCGGACAUUCUGUCCAACAUACAUGAAACUGAGGCUUUUUAUAAGUUAUGCCGAAAAUAAGCGUCCUUUAUAGCCACCAAACAUGGCUAUGGCAUGCCUUGUAGCCAGAAACCGUGGCCAUUGAGGGGUUGAUUGGCAUAUCGCACUAUGACUGUGAGCUACUGUAUAUCAAUACAUAUAUAAUUGUCAUGGGUGACAGUUAAUGGUAAAAAACCCAGUACAGAAUGACUUGGCAGUCGCAGUCAAAAUGACUUGUGGUUUGACUUGCAUGCUAUUCGGAGUGAGUGACCUGUGAAUUGUCUAGCGAAGAUGUAAACAACGUUAGCCAUAUUUGUCAGUUACAUUAUUAUUUCUUCUUAAAGAUUAAGGUUACAUAUCUCGACGGGAAACCUGUAACUGAUGGCAAAGUUGAAAUUGCGGUCUCGAGAAGUCGCUUUUAUUAUCGCGGAACAAGGCAAUUAUUCCAGAAAACAUAUUCUGUCAAAAAUGGUAUAGUAGCAGGUGUCGUUGAAGACAUGCCCCAAGAUACAGAGAAGCUACAUUUUAAGGUAAACUAAUGGGGUAUAUUUAAUGAAAAAUAAACGCCCGUAUUCUAAAAGUUCACUCACACGCAAUGAGUGGAGGUUCAAUCUGAGCUUCUCUUGAGUGUUAAUGCUGUUUUUGAAUAGCUGGAGGGCUAGUGUCAUACCUUACUCGGUGCUACUCACCAUCCAACUAUUCAAAAACAGCAUUGAGACUCAAUAGAAGGUCAGAUUGAACCUGUACUCAUUGAGUGUGAGUGAGCUUUUGGAAUACGGGCGAAAGUGGUUAAGAUAUUCAUUGCUUUUUAAGUAUGUGCACUUUUACGGCGAAAGGGCGUAUUGUUUCUCUGAUUAAGAGCGGUUAUUAUACAUUCAUUUUGAACUGACUGUGCCAAUGUAGGUAGUCCCAAUAAUGGACUAGACAAAGGGCCUUGCAACGUCGACGUUCUCCUUAUAUUUUUCAAGUAGUCACAUCUCUACCAACGAAAACUUGUUAAUAUUGUACAUUCAGUGGCGGGAAUCUUGGUGGGGCGGGGAGGGGGGGCAGCGACCGCCCACACACACACACCUUCACGGAAAAUGGACGAAUUUUCGGAAAUUUUGACCUAAAAGAGGGCUAAAAACAGUCUUUUCGAGUGCAAAUGGGGGAGUUUGUAGGAAAUUUGAAAGUUUUGUCGGAAAUUUAGGAGGCUUUGCCCCUCCACCGGAAAAAGGGAAUUUCCGCCAUUGUGUACAUUUAAACUAUAUUCUUGUUCGUGAUUUGUCAACAACAAGUGGAUUACUGUUUCUAAUCAAUUUUCAUAUAAAAUUUGAGUUCAUUUUAAUUUUAGGCCUCGUAUACGUACAAAUCAGGAAGGAUAUGGCCGAAGUACGCCACAUCAAAGGCUUGGUAUUCUCCAAGUUUGAGUUAUCUUCAGCUGGUUAAAACUGGACUGUCGACAGCGAAGGUCAAAAUUUCAUCUUCUUACUUUGUUGACGACCUUGUUACUUUGUAUUGCGAUUUCGAUACUGAUAGUUCAUUUUUUAAAUUUAAUUUAUCAACUUUUAGGUCGACAGUCAAGGAUCUGUAAAAGUUUUAUACACAUUGCGUAAUGGAACUGCAAAACAUAUAAACUUUCACCACAAGGUAGUGAUAACAAAGCGUAGAUACCUUUUGAGCAGGGUAAACAUUUUGACCAACAACCUAAAUAAAUUAUAAUAUUUCAUCCCGAAAAGCGAUGUGGUGUCACCCAAGGACCCAAUCUAGGUCCACAAAUUGUGGUGUCCUCCAAGGAUUAAAUCUAGAUACACUAAUUGUGGUGUCCUCCAAGGAUUAAAUCUAGGCCCGCUAAGGUGGUGUCCCCCAAGGAUCAAAUCUAGGUAUACUAAUUGUGGUGUCCUCCAAGUAUUAAAUCUAGGUCCACUAAUUGUGGUGUCCUCCAAGGAUUAAAUCUAGGCCCGCUAAGGUGGUGUCCUCCAAGGGUCAAAUCUAGGUACACUAAUUGUGGUGUCCUCCAAAGAUUAAAUCUAGGUUCACAAAUGCGGUGUCCCCCAAGGAUUAAAUCUAGGUUCACUAUGAUUGUGGUUUCCUCCAAUAAUGAAAUCUAUUUCCACUAAUUGUGGUGUCUUCCAAGGAUUAAAUCUAGGUCCACGGAUGCGGUGUCUCCCAACGAUCCAAUCUAGGUCCAAUAAUGUGGUGCCCUCUAAGGAUCAAAUAUGAGUCCACUACUACCCUUCCUGCUUUCUAUCAAUGAUUCGCGUAAUUGUCUUAAGCCAUCCAUGCCUGCCGUGUAAUGAUUUAAAUGUUCAUACUUUUCUAUCUUUAAGAUUUUUUGUAAAGGAAAUCUAGUGCUGUCUGGAGUUACCAAAGAAGACUUAUCAGACCAGUACUAUGAAUCAAAUUUACCUAAUACAUUUUCCACACCUUCAACUAAUACGGUUUCCACACCUAUAACUACCCAACGAACCUACAAUCCUACCCACCCUUUCAUAAGCAUACCAGAGCCAACUGUAAAGGAAUUUGAGAUCAUGUUCAACAUCACCCAAGCGAUGGUUCCUAGCUGUAGAAUCCUAGUGUACUAUGUCCGACCGGAUAAAGAGACCAUUGGUGAUAGUAUAGUGUACGAUAUUGAAGACAAACUUGAAAAUCAGGUAAAUUACCCAUAAGCUGAGAAUUGCUAUAUCUUGUACGUUUUGUCAGACAGUCCAACUCUCCCGAUUUUACCGGGAGUUUCCCAAAAAUUCAUGCAAUCUCCUGGUCGCCCUAUUCUUAUCAAAUUCUCCCGAUUUUUCAGAACAUUCAGGAAAUAUCGUAAAAAAUCAUAAACAUACUGUUUUUAACAACAUAAUUGUCUGUCUUGACCUUUUUAUGAAGUUACUUUAUGGCAAUUUAUAGGAUCACUUAUAACAACAAUAUUCCCAAAAUGCAGGAAACGCCAUUUCAGAAGACUUAAUUUUUAUUAUUUUUUCCCAGAAGAACUAGAUUAAAUUUUCAAUUCACUGAACAGUCUCCCUAAAUUUUACCUCCAGUAGUUGGAAUAUCUGGUUUUGUCAUCUUUUUCAUUGCCGAGUUUUCCUGAUCCUUAGGUAUCGAUCGACUUCGUGGAGAAGCAAAAAAGACCCGGUGAGAAAACAAAGAUUAUCAUGAAAGCAAAACCUGGCUCUCGUGUAGCGAUAUCUGCCCUAGAUAAAAGUGUUUUACUUUUGAGAAGUUCUAACGAAAUAAAGAAAAGCAAGGUGCGGAAUAAUUUAAAGUGCAUAUGACAUGAAAUUUUUUACUUUCUUAAAUGAAAGAACUCUUUAAGUUGUAGUGUAACUUAUUUUUCAGUUUCUUGUUUUCAUGGUUUGUUCCCGAGAUAUUCCAAUUUGUUUGGUAUGUAAAUGAGUGUGAAUAUGUCCGCUAAUUUAUGACGUCAUGUUGGUUGCAAGCUUAACUUACAAAUCUAUUAACUCUAAAAACUGUAGAUAUCAGUUCACGUUUUUCUACAGUGUUUCAUCACACUUACCAGUGAGUGAAGUUUGAAAUUAUCAUCUUGGAUGAUAGCAGUGAUAUUCAACCAUUUUGAAGAGCUUGCAACCAACAUGACGUCAUAAAUUAGCGGACAUAUUCACACUCAUUUACAUAUCAAACAAAUUGAAAUAUCUCGCGAAUAAACCAUAAAAACAAGAAACUGAAAAAUAAGUUACACUACAGCUUAAAGAGUUCUUUCAUUUAAGAAAAUAAAAAAUUCAUGUCAUAUGCACUUUAAUAGACAGUUUGGCAAAUAUAACGCCGACAACGGCAAUAUGCAUGGUCAUCAACAAUAGCAUUGAUCCUCAAAGACAAAGGCGAAUGUAAAUUACAUGGUCUUAAGCGUUGUGCAAUGCCGUAGUUGUUGAAACUUGUACGUGAUUUGCAUCAUUUUCACGGUGCAUAACUACGGCAACAGUUAAUUCGUUCGAUGUUAUUUGGGGUGUUUUAUUCGAAUUCGUGGACUAUUUUUACUUAAUUAAGGGCAGCUGUUUGAGAGAAACAGGAAUACUUAAAGAGGCAAAUUAAGUGUAGUAACGUAUACUUUGGCUCAAAUACAACGAUAUGAGCAAUUAUAUUUUUUGCCAUUGUCGUUGCCGUUUUAGGUUGCCAAACUCUCUAAUAUCUCCUCUAGGAACUUAUGUCGGUCAGCCGGAUAACUUUAAAAUACGAAAAUUGUUGAAAAUUGCAAAAGGACAAAUUGACUAAAUUUUGCUUAAAUUCGGACAUAAAUUGGAUAUUAGUUUGUCUUGCUUUGCCCUUUGUAUAAUUUAUGCAUGAUAUUAUAAUUUUUGUAAGCUUUUUCACAGUGUGGUAUAACUUCUUUGGGCGACGCCUGGCCCAAGCCAGGAGACCAAAUGAAUUAGGGGGACCCUGAACAAGGACGAGGCAAAAUUGUUGUAUUCCAGCAAAGUUUGCAUCUUUUUGACGUAGCCCCCUCCUUCCCAGCCCUCCCGGUCGCCACUUUAAAUGAGCAUGACCAGCGACCUUAUUCCAGUUAAUGCUUGGGGUCUACUGCUUUGGUACAACGUUACGAUUACAUAAAAAGAAACAAUAAUGAAAUAUAUAACAUUACAAAUAGUGUUAGAGAAUCAUAACAGCUUUUGGCCAAUUACUGUGACCCCAAAAUUGACACACAUGGUAUACUGUACAUAACAUAAUUCAUAAAUAUAUCAGGUAUUUCAUUUUAGGUGCUAAGCAUAUUAAAUCGUCAAGAUGUUGGACCAGUCAGAUAUUAUACAGGAAACUGUUUGUACUCAUGGAAUAUGCCUCAUGUAGCUGAUGUUUCUGAAGCAUUUAAUGUGAGUUAUUGAAACAAAAUUAGAUCUAAAUGGGGAGUUAUCCAUCAUACCUUGCGUGCUCAAUGUUUAAGGUUUAAGAUAUAUUUUGGAAGGACAACCUUUUUUGAACCUUUAUAUGUACUAUUUAAAACAUGAGCAGCAGUGUUUUAUCAGAUAUAAAGAUACGAGGCGAAGCCGAGUAUCUUUAGGUCUGAUAAAACACGCACUGCGAAUGUUUUAAAUUGUUUCAAGAACGAUCGAUCUAGUAAGUUCAUUGGCGAUGUAAUUUUUUUCAAAAAAUACGUUGUGUAAGUUGAUAAAAUCAAAGUUAAAGUUUAUGUAAAUCAAGGGUAAUCUCUAUCACAUAUAAAGAUACGACACGCUUGUGAUUUUUCUUUGUGUUUUUGAAAUAUAUAUAUAAUAUAUAUACGACUGUGUUUUAGUUCACGAAAUGCUAAAGAGUGCUCGAUACCAUAUAGAUAGAGCAGAUAUGUAGUGUUUUACCUCAAAAGGUUGCCACAAUAGCCUAUUUCAUUGAAGAGGAAACAUCAUAGUGGUUGACAAAUAUCGAAAAAUUGAAAUUAUCGUCAUAUGUUUAUAAAGGUGGCUUGUGGAUUAACAUUUAUGAAAUUCUCUAAAUUCUUUUUUUGUAGAUGGCUGGUGUUGUGUUCCUCUCAAAUCUGAACGUCUUCACCCAACCAUGUGGCACAUCUCAACAAUGGUUUUACGAGGAGAACGACAAACCUGUGACAACACUUCCACCUCCUACAUAUAUAUGGGGAUUGGGCGGCGGUAAGAACACUAGCAUUGAGAUUACGUUCAUACCACAUCAGAGCGGUUUGACAAUGGUGCAGAAUAUGCCUCAUGCAUGAUGACGUCACAAGGCUUGAUGCCCGCGAGGAAUGCUGGUCUUCGUAGUCAUCGCCCGGGAAAAUUAAACAAUUCAAAAUGGCCACUAUCGAAAUUUUCCCGGGCGAUGAUUACUAAGACCAGCAUUCCUCGCGGGCAUCAAGCCUUGUGACGUUAUUAUAUGCAUAAGGUCUAUUAGCCAUCGCGUCCACACUACGCCAGAGCGAAAUUGUUUGAAAACCGGCCACUUUUGCCGUAACAAUUUUAGCACGGUUUCUAAACGGAGCAUGAUUAUUGACGGCUUCAUGUGAACACAAACGCCGUUACUUUUUUGUACCGCUUGCAAACCAAGCCACUCGGGUCUCAAAACAGUAAAUUCGAAUGCUCUUCGUCUAAAUUUUGGGUUUACAUGAGUGCUAAUUUAUUUUGUAAACAAACUUUGACGGUGUAGAGUUUGAACACACGUGAAUUUUGCCGGCAUGAGUUCGCUCCGGUGUAUAGUAUGAACGUAGUUGUCUAAUUUUCUCAGCAUGAACUCCACCUUUGAAUUUACUAUACGAGUAAAUUGUUAAACACGUCCGAAAUUAUCAAUAUGAUAAAUUCGCGACGCAUGUUGAGUCCUUACCCUAAUCUAACCCCAACUCUAACCCCUAACCCUAAUAUAAUCUUAAAGGAUUAGUGCCAGGGUCAUGCAUUGCGGACAUUGUAUAUGAGUAAAAUGUAAACAAGCGAUCAAAAUACCUUGUUUGGUACAUUUCUGAUAAAAAUCAGACAAAAAAGCAAGGAUUAUAAAAGGAUGGUUUAAAUAUAUGACGGAUUGUAAACACUUUCCAGAUCAUCUAAUUUAUUCGUCCCGAAAAAUGGACGCCAGCAGGAGUUUGAGCCCGCGAAUUCCUGGUGUGACACUAAUCCUUUAAUCUAACCCUAAUCUAAUCUUAAUCUGACACUAAUCUAAACUUGAUGACCUUUAUUUUAAUAAUCCCUCCAUUCUGGGCACGACCAGCCUCCCUCUAAAAACGGUGAGAGAAUAAUAAUUUUGGAGUCGAUUGAUCAACUUCCUCGAAACUUACAGUGUAGUAAUAGUAUGAACGUGCAAAACAAUCACAAAUGGCUGAUAUAGGUAAUCAUGCAAUGUUGCUCGUACAAUUAGGGAUUAAUAGUACGAGUGAUGUUUGGAAAUUUUGCCAAAUUGGACGAGCCGCCGGGGCGAGUUCAAUUUGGCAAAUUUCCAAACAUCACGAGUCCUGCCAGACUUUCAACCAAAAAUUUGGUACUUUUGUUCGUAUUUUCAUUUAGUUCUUUUGUUAAAGCAAAAUUUGGUGCUUUUGUUCGUAUUUUCAUCUAGUUCCUCAAGGGCAAUUUCAUUUCACAUUUCUGUUCAAAAUACCUUUCCGCCAUUUUGUUUGUUUUGGGAAAAUCAUUAAUUGUACUGCAGUACAAUUAAUGAAAUAAUUGUACUCUUCUCAACCAAUCAGCAUCCAGUAAUUUUGUCAUGUUAAUAAUGAAGACAUUUAAUUAUUAAUUAAUGCUUAUAUUGCAUUUUGUAAGACAUGAUUUGCACGAAUCUAUCUUUCUUUAUAAAACCCUAAAAAACCGUACCGUCCCCCAUUCAGCCCUCGCAAUUUUGAUAAAUCUUCGGCGGCAAAAAUUUGCCACCGAUAUUUCGAAGUUCGGCGGCAGUUCGGCGGAAAUUUUUUUGUCACUAUAAAUUGACACUUUCACAGAGAACAGAAUUAUUUUAUAUUUAGUAUUCUCUUGACUCUACUAAUUAAAAGUGUUUGAUAUUCAAGGAAACCUUGUUUCGCACACAAUAACAUUGAGACCAGCUAUCAAUCGUUUUGUUUUAACUUUGUUACACUACGGACGUUGUUCUAAAGUUGUAUGUGUUUGAACUUAAAGUUACAUGAAGUGUACCAGAACUUUCGAUGUUUUUUUAAAUAAGCCACAGAAAUAAAAGUGUUCACAAAAGAAUAACUCACUUUCCCCGACUUAUUUUCUAAUCAUAUGUUCAUACUCGGAAGAACUAAUCGAAUUGAGAAGGCAGUGAAGCAUCAUCAGUGACCCAAAAAUUCGUCGACGGCAAAAAAUUGCCGCCGAUAGUUGAAUCUUCGGCGGCAUUUUCGGCGGCAAUUGCCUUUUGCCGCCGAAAAUUGCGAGGACGUCGACUGCCCAUUUGGUGAAACAAAUUUUUUUUGGCGAGAAGCGAUAUAUGAUCUCAGAAAUACUAAAUAUAAACCUGUCACUUCUAUUGCCAAAAAGUCAGAGAAUUUCUUCGUCAAAAUUGCUCAAAGUUAUUAAAUCGUUCGCAAUUGCAACAAUUUCUAAGCUUUCAUUAUGUUUGCACUGAAAGAAUUGCAGGCCUUGCUUAUUUUGGACGAAAAAGUUUGAAGCUUUGCUUAUGUUAGUCGGAGAAAUUUUUGCCCCCUCCCCCCGGCAACAUUUUCGAGAAACAUUUCUACGACUUGGUCAAAAUUCUAGGAAAAGUUGGUCAAAACAUGACAACACCCCCCUUCCCCCCCCCCCGCCCAAUGUUGAUGCCUUUGCGACGUCCCUGUCCGGAAUUCAUGCCAUUCCAUAAUUAUUAUUAUUUAGAUGGUGAUGACCAUACAACUGAACCUCCAACUGACGCUGAUCUUAUCACUCUUGCUGCGACUCAUGCUGUUAUGUCUAUUCAAGCGCCGACUGAUGCUGCUAUGACUACUCAAGCGCCAACCGAUGCUCUUGUUAUGACAGCCACUUCUAAAACUGUCAUUCCAACCAGACUUCCCGUGAGAAAAAAGAAACCUAUAAAAAAGGUGAAAGUCCGAAAAGAUUUCCCGGAGACUUGGCUUUGGACUGAAGUAAAAUUAAAGUAA
Paramuricea clavata is the source of this 9653-nucleotide messenger RNA. The record is from the annotation of a GenBank genome assembly. Lineage: Eukaryota; Metazoa; Cnidaria; Anthozoa; Malacalcyonacea; Plexauridae.